This is a messenger RNA of Cucumis sativus (cucumber), 2887 nucleotides long. Its product is annotated as subtilisin-like protease SBT1.2. Gene Ontology annotation, biological process: proteolysis. Gene Ontology annotation, molecular function: serine-type endopeptidase activity. The record is from RefSeq and is a predicted model, not a curated record. The coding region runs from base 376 to 2682 and encodes 768 amino acids. The transcript has a single exon. NCBI's taxonomy places the organism in Eukaryota, Viridiplantae, Streptophyta, Magnoliopsida, Cucurbitales, Cucurbitaceae.
UUGCAUUAAAUUUCCUUCCUUCAUUCCUUUCUUCAAAUUCUCUAAACAUACUCUCUUUUAGGAAACAAAAAUUCACACACAACUUUUUGAAUUCAAAUCCUUUUAAAUUUCUCCAUUACUUCUCGUGAAGCUUUUCAUCACUUAUCAAUUCCCUUCAGCUCCACCAUCAAUCAAAUUUCUCAGUUCUUGAAGCUCUACAAAACAAAGGAUCCUCGUGAUGAAGAGCUCUUCAAUUUCACGAGUUUCAUAUUUUACACUCACAAUUUCACAAACUCCUCCUCCUCCUCCUCUUCCUCCUUCAAAUACCCAUCAAUUGUUUCUUCAAAAUCAUGAACUCAACCUCAAGAAUCACUGUCUUCUUCUUUGUAAUCAAUCAUGGAUUUCAAUGCCCGUAUGGGUUUUCUUCUUUUUCUCUGUUUUCUUUCACUUCUUGUCCAACCAAACACUUCCACUCUUCAAACUUACAUCAUUCAACUCCACCCACAUGGUUUAAUCACCUCUGUUUUUGAUUCUAAGCUUCAAUGGCACCUUUCUUUUCUUGAACAAUCUCUUUCUGCCGAAGAAGAUUCCUCUUCUCGCUUGCUUUACUCCUAUUCUAAUGCUAUGGAAGGUUUUGCAGCACAGUUAUCUGAAACUGAGCUUGAGUAUUUGAAGAGGUUGCCUGAUGUUGUGGCUGUUAGAGAAGAUAGAAAGUAUCAAAUUCAAACGACUUACUCUCAUAAGUUCUUGGGGCUUAGUGUUGGCACACAAGGUCUUCGGCAGAAGUCCUCAAUGGGCCAAGGGGCAAUAGUUGGGGUUCUAGACACUGGAGUUUGGCCUGAGAGUCCAAGCUUUAGUGAUUCCAAAAUGCCCCCAGUUCCACAAAAAUGGCGAGGGGCUUGCCAAGAAGGGCAAGAUUUUAAUUCCUCUAAUUGUAACAGGAAACUCAUUGGUGCUAAGUUCUUUAUCAAAGGACAUCAUGUGGCUUCGUCGCUGCCUUCCGAUGUUGCCCAGGAGUAUGUCUCCCCAAGAGACUCUCAUGGUCAUGGGACUCACACGUCUUCUACAGCUGCGGGUGCUUCCGUCGCUGAUGCUAGCGUGUUCGGUAAUGGAGCUGGUGUGGCGCAAGGGAUGGCCCCAGGAGCCCACAUUGCGGUGUACAAGGUUUGUUGGUUCAGUGGCUGUUAUAGCUCUGAUAUUGUAGCAGCCAUGGAUUCUGCAAUAAGAGAUGGUGUUGACAUUCUCUCCCUUUCACUUGGUGGCUUCCCGCUUCCGUUUUUCGACGAUAGUAUUGCCAUUGGAAGUUUUCGGGCAAUGCAGCACGGCAUCUCAGUUGUCUGUGCAGCAGGAAACAAUGGUCCAAUUCAAAGCUCUGUUGCCAAUGUAGCUCCUUGGAUCACCACCAUUGGUGCAGGCACACUUGACCGAAGAUUUCCAGCUAUAAUUCGACUAAGCAAUGGAGAAGCCAUUUACGGCGAAUCAAUGUACCCUGGAAACAAGUUCAAGCAAGCCACCAAGGAGCUUGAAGUAGUUUAUUUGACUGGAGGGCAAAUGGGAGGUGAGCUUUGCUUAAAAGGGUCUCUUCCAAGAGAAAAAGUACAAGGCAAAAUGGUGGUUUGCGACCGUGGUGUCAACGGCAGAUCAGAAAAGGGGCAAAUUGUGAAGGAAUCUGGAGGCGCUGCUAUGAUCCUUGCAAAUUCAGAGAUAAACCUAGAGGAAGACUUGGUUGAUGUUCAUGUUUUGCCAGCCACUUUGAUUGGAUUUGCAGAAGCAAAUCGCUUAAAAGCUUACAUUAACACCACAAGCAAUCCAAAAGCCAGAAUCCAAUUUGGAGGAACUGUGAUUGGAAGAUCAAGAGCUCCUUCAGUAGCUCAGUUUUCAUCAAGGGGUCCAAGCCUCUCUAAUCCUUCAACUCUCAAACCUGAUGUAAUUGCUCCUGGUGUUAACAUUAUAGCAGCUUGGCCUCAAAAUCUUGGUCCAACUGGCCUUCCAGAAGAUUCUAGAAGAUCAAACUUCACUGUCAUGUCAGGAACUUCCAUGGCUUGUCCCCAUGUCAGUGGAAUUACAGCUCUAAUCCAUUCAGCUCAUCCAAAAUGGACACCUGCAGCUAUCAAAUCAGCCAUUAUGACAACUGCUGAUGUUACUGAUCAUUUUGGUAAACAAAUUCUUGAUGGCAACAAACCAGCUGAUGUUUUUGCAAUGGGAGCUGGUCAUGUAAACCCGACAAAAGCAAUUGAUCCUGGUCUAGUUUAUGAUAUCAAACCAUAUGAAUAUAUCAUUCAUCUUUGUGCUCUUGGAUAUACUCAUUCAGAAAUCUUCAUUAUCACCCACAUGAAUGUUAGUUGCCACAAAAUUUUGCAGAUGAACAAAGGCUUCACCUUGAAUUAUCCCUCCAUAUCUGUCAUUUUUAAGCACGGAACGACGAGUAAGAUGGUUUCAAGACGGUUGACGAAUGUCGGGAGCACAAAUUCAAUCUAUGAAGUGAAAGUAACUGCACCUGAAGGAGUAAGAGUUCGAGUUAAGCCACGGCGCUUGGUGUUCAAACACGUGAAUCAAAGCUUGAAUUAUAAGGUAUGGUUUAUGUCUGAAAAGGGAAAGGAAGGGAGAAAAGUAAGGUUCACAGAAGGGGAUUUGACAUGGAUUCAUUGUGAGAAUAGCAAAUACAAAGUUAGAAGCCCAAUUGUAGUGACUUGGAAGAACUAAAGUCACAGUGAAUACAUGGGGGGGUAAGUUUUAUGAUUUAUAGAGAUAUUGACAUUGAGUUAUUGUCAGGUUAGUACAAUAAUUUUUACAAAUUUCUACCAUAGAUUUCUUGCUUUGAAAUUUUCAGUGUAGAAAAUCUGUCUUCGACUGACUUUCUUGUCUUCCAGUCAACAAAGAUUUCAUUUUAAGGAUUUGGUAUUUUAUA